AUGGAGGGAGCGGGGAAGGUGAAAAAGGGCGCCGGCGGGAGGAAGGGCGGCGGCCCGAAGAAGAAGCCGGUCUCGAGGUCAGUGAAAGCGGGGCUGCAGUUCCCCGUGGGGAGGAUCGGGAGAUACCUCAAGAAAGGGCGCUACUCCAAGCGCGUCGGCACAGGGGCUCCCGUCUAUCUCGCCGCGGUUCUCGAGUACUUGGCGGCCGAGGUGGUCUCUCCUUCUCCGAUUGCUCGCUAUUGAGUCGUUCAAUCCUCGUAGAUCUCUCCGCUUGGGGGCCCGAUCUCCCCAAAAAAACACACGAUCGGCGGCGAUUUUCAGCGAAUUUUGGACGGCGGGGAGGAGGUGGAGGAGCCUUAGCCUGAUGCGUAUGGCGGUCGCGUGUUUCAGGUUCUGGAGCUGGCUGGAAAUGCGGCCAAGGACAACAAGAAGACUCGAAUUAUCCCGAGGCACGUCCUUCUGGCCGUGAGGAACGACGAAGAGCUGGGGAAGCUCCUCUCCGGCGUCACCAUUCCCCACGGCGGCGUCCUCCCCAACAUCAACCCGGUGCUGCUGCCGAAGAAGACCGAGAGGGCCACCAAGGAGCCCAAGUCUCCCAGCAAGGCCACCAAAUCCCCCAAGAAGGCGUAG
This is a messenger RNA of Spirodela intermedia, 630 nucleotides long. NCBI's taxonomy places the organism in Eukaryota, Viridiplantae, Streptophyta, Magnoliopsida, Alismatales, Araceae. The record is from the annotation of a GenBank genome assembly.